AUUCAUUUUAGUGAAUGGUAAAGGAAAAAUACAGUCACUGGCAAGAAGAUAGAUACAUGACAGAUCAUCCCUGAUUACAAUGCAAAGGUGUUUGGCCUUAAAUGAAAAGAUAAUUGAAACGAAUAUUUAAAAAUGAAUCAAGACUGGCUUAGGGAUGAAUUCUUCUCCUCUUGGUUCACUUAAUUUUGGAGGCUGAGAAACUUUUCUACGAUGUUUGCUGACAUCACAUCCUUCCGAAAAGCACUACGUCCUAUCAAGCCAAACGAGCAAAUUCAUCUUUGCUCUGCUGCGCCUUUCUUGAGAACAGUCAGCACAAGGAGAUAAUGGCCAGAUUCGUUUCUUUGCUGUUUUUUCUCAGUCUGAGCUUGUGCUGCUGCAGAUCCCAGGGCCAGAAAAGCAAAAUGAGUGUGAGGUUCCACAGGGGCAGCAGCCCCCUUUCCCUGCGAGCCAACGUGGAGCUGGAGUGUGUGAUCUCAGACCACAGCCUGUCCGACAGCGGUGUGUCCUGGGUGCGCCAGUACAGGGAUUCUGCCCCCCAGUUCAUCUUGUUCGUUACCUCCCUCGGCCGGGUGGCACCAACAGAGAAUGGAAAACCACCCGAACACUUUCAGGCGAAAAAAGAAUCCAGCAACUACAGACUGACCGUGACGUCCUUCCAGGAGCAGGACCAGGGCAAUUAUUAUUGCAUCGUCAACCACAACCAGAGACUGCACUUCAGCUCCGGGAUCCCACUACACCUGCCAGGCUGCUGCAGAUCCCAGGGCCAGAAAAGCAAAAUGAGUGUGAGGUUCCACAGGGGCAGCAGCCCCCUUUCCCUGCGAGCCAACGUGGAGCUGGAGUGUGUGAUCUCAGACCACAGCCUGUCCGACAGCGGUGUGUCCUGGGUGCGCCAGUACAGGGAUUCUGCCCCCCAGUUCAUCUUGUUCGUUACCUCCCUCGGCCGGGUGGCACCAACAGAGAAUGGAAAACCACCCGAACACUUUCAGGCGAAAAAAGAAUCCAGCAACUACAGACUGACCGUGACGUCCUUCCAGGAGCAGGACCAGGGCAAUUAUUAUUGCAUCGUCAACCACAACCAGAGACUGCACUUCAGCUCCGGGAUCCCACUACACCUGCCAGCCCCCGCCACCACAGCCGCCCCUCCGAAGGCAACCACGCCCCAGCCCAGCACCACCACCACCCGCAGCAGGGAACUGGGGGGCUGCAAACCCUUCCCGACCACAGAGAAAGCCCCAAAGAAAGGGAUGGAUUUAUCCUGUAACAUUUUCAUCUGGGCCCCCUUAGCCAGCACCUGCCUUCUCCUCUUAAUUGCCCUGCUGGCCACCAUCACGGUGUAUGAAACAACCAGAAGACGAAGAUGCAAAUGUAAAAGACCUAUGCAUGGGAACAAUGGAAAACCCAGCUUGCCAAACAGAUACGUGUAACGUGACUGAGCCAUUUGCAUCUGGAUCUCCAAACGGGAGCUGUCACUGCAUAAACAAACCCUACGUCUAUUUCCAUUACUCAUUCUCGCUCUCACUUUAUUUUUUAAAUUGUUCUUGUACUUUCUAGUCUGUUAAUUUUUAAAAGGCAAACUGUUCAAAAAGAGCAUAUAGAUAAUGCUGGACAUCAGCCACUUCCUACAUCAACUGUAUUGCCUGGAUUUUAAAAUGUAGCUCCCUCCAAAAUUUUCUUGGUUGAAUCUUUCAAGCUGGUUUCCAAGUCAUAGAAAAGCAAAACAUGCCAAAUGAUAUAAUCCAUAACUCUGGCAAAACCCUCACUUACUGAAGCCUGUGGCGCAAAUCCUGAGAUUUUUAUUGUCCUUACUCAGAUAUAUACCAAUUGACUUCAACAGCUAAGUAAAGACCUCAACAUUCAGUCUGUUGGAAUUUUGCCUGCACAAAAACCGAGUAAAGACUGCCAGAUUAGGCCUGCCGCAACAAAGUGUGUGAUCCUGCCGCAACUGAAGUCAGUGGUAAAGCUCUCGUUCACUUCAGUGAUGCAGGACUGGGGCCUUCGUGAAGACAUUUCUAUUUGUGAUGCUGUCUACAAUGGGGAAAGGAGAUAAAAGGUAUUUAAUCUAAUGAGCAUCCCAAUGCUGAGCUAACUGGAAGUGGGGCAUUAGCACAGGUCCUAGGCACUGCUAGGAUUUUUAAUUUUAAAAGGGGGCAAAAAGCCAGUUAAGGUUGAACAAUCACAGAGUUUAAUAUCAGCAACUGGCUAAAAUCAAUGAAACUGUAAAACUUUUAGAAGACAUGAUGCAGGGUUGAAAGGGCAAAUGCUAAAAAAGGCUGUUAUUUCUUUCACAGUCCCUAAGACUAAAGAUUGCAAGCUCCAGCAUUCUGCCCUUACUCAGGUAGACUGUCACUGACUUCAGUGGGAGUUUUGACUGAUCAAGGUAUGCAGGAUUCAUCCUAUUUGUAGGCACCCACAGGCAAGUGGCAAAAGAGUAAAUCUAACCCCACUCUCCUUUCCGCAAACCAGUGUUUUAAGCACAGAAUGAAAGAUCUUAUUUUUUUCAACUACGUAGUUGAUGUAAAUAUUUUCUUGCUAUAAUUGCCAUAAAGUUUUUCAAUAUUUCUAUUCCCAACAAUCAGUAUAAAUACUGUGGAACAAUUCAACUAUACUUCUAGAUAGUCUCACUGAAGUACAUUGCCUUAUCUUCUUCUUAGCCUCAGAAAAGCUAGAGAACUAAAUAAAAAUAUAAAUGACCUUUUUGCUGAGAGAUUUGAAUAAGAGAAGAAAGGUGUUGCUGUGGUUAAAGAUACAGGCCUAGGCUUCAUGAGACCUGGGUUCAAAUCCCAGCUCUACCACAGUCUGUAACCUUAAUCUCUUCCGUACCUUGCUGUCAUGCUAAACCCGUAAAUACGUUGGGGAUAAAGGCCUUAUAAGUCUGUAGAUACAAGAUGUUGACUGGAAAGAGAAAUCUCUGGCUACAUAUUUGUACACAAAUCAGCCAGGCAAAAUGUUCCCAUAUGUAUUGGCACUACCACAGUAACACAAUCCAAAUUCACUUCCAACAUCCCAAGUGUAUCUCUUCUUAAACAAUGGAUCUGGUAAUAAGUGUGGCCCCAAUUUAGUAAAAUCUUAAGCUUGUGCCUAUCUCAAGACUUGUGAGUAGUCCCAUUCACUAGACCAAGAAAUACUUUUGUGACAGAUGUUGAGAUGCCAUGUAAUAAUCUAUGAAUACUGAGAUAUAAUAAUGUUAUGAACACUGCAUGUGACCUGCUCUGUAAAGGGAAGUUACAGUAUAGUAUGGUGGGUUAUUGGAAUUUCCUGAAUGAAUGUAUCGAUCUGACUUUAUAGGAGGUUGUGAGAAAAGCAAGCAGGAAAGCAACAAAAUAGCUAGAGGUAAGCAACCCUUACCCUCCCAACAAACACAGGGGUCAGGGAGGGAGGGAGGGAGUAUGAGGGGCAAUUGUAAGACAGUGGCAUUCCUCCAGGCCCUAGGCCAAAGUGACAUAGCUGUUCUGCCAAUGCAAGGAACUAGUAGAUCAAAGGGCUAUAAACAGUUAAGUCUCCUCAGGAGAAGAAGAAGGAUUGAUUGUCACUAUGUGUGACAGACCCAGAGAGAGGCUCUGUGGAGGAGUCUGAAAGAUUAGGAUCUUUCCCCAGAUCCAGGGAAUGGUAAGCCUUAGGGAAAGACAGGCAAGCAUGUAGGGUGUUGAUUGUUUUAAGAUUUGUUUUCUCUGAAAGGCUUUUGUACUAAAUAAAUAAUGCAUUGCUUGACGAA
Chelonia mydas (Green sea turtle) is the source of this 3712-nucleotide messenger RNA. It is a transcript of the gene CD8A, whose product is annotated as CD8a molecule. The coding region runs from base 324 to 1424 and encodes 366 amino acids. The transcript is spliced from 7 exons. Lineage: Eukaryota; Metazoa; Chordata; Testudines; Cheloniidae. The record is from RefSeq and is a predicted model, not a curated record.